Molecule: messenger RNA, 708 nt
Organism: Metarhizium acridum CQMa 102
Lineage: Eukaryota; Fungi; Ascomycota; Sordariomycetes; Hypocreales; Clavicipitaceae
Source: RefSeq, a predicted model, not a curated record
AUGGGUCUAUCUGACUUCAAAGAUGAAGCACUUGUUGAGGCAAUUUACGUUCCAGAACUUGAAAAUUAUUUCAAGGAAACCCUAGCCGCAAAACAAGUGCGGGCAUUGGAUUAUCAGAUACAGGCUCAUCCUAGUUUGAUGACACACAUCGUGUGUGGCGACCACUUCAUGUACCGGUCGGACGAAUUUCUCACCCUCAACUCGGUACAAGCAGGUAUCAAUGGAAGGGUAAUUGUUCCAUCUCGAAGCUACUUCAAGCCUUCGGCCUCGCGCCCUUUAGAUGGAGCUAGAAUCAGCGUCAAGGAUAAUACUGACGUUGCCGGUCACAAAACUACGCUGUGCAAUCGCGCAUGGGAAGAUUUGUAUGAGCCACCUUCCAAGAAUGCCGCAUGUGUUCAGACUCUCAUCGAUGCGGGCGCCAUAAUUGUCGGCAAGGUCAAACUACAAGCCAUGAUUAUGAGGGAAGAGCCCCUAGAGUCAGUUUGCAGCAAUGGAAGCUUGAUCUUACCUGAUGGACCAGAGCAUGACGACAUUGCAAAGUAUCUGGAGCUGGCCGGAGGAUGCCCCUACUAUCGAGGCUCAUACCUAGACUUGGAAAACUUUCGAGCAGGCUACCAAGCAAAGUAUAAGAAGCCACCAUUCGUCCAUCGAGCCUUGCAUUGGCAGUGGGAGGUGUCAAGAAAAAUUUCGCAGGAAGAGAGGGUGUAG